AGAAUUCACUUUAAUCAGAGUGCUGGCCCGGGAUAGACAUUAUCUGACUGACUUUCUCACUUGUUAUUGUAUCAGUUAAAAUUCUCAAUGUGUCACUAAAAAUCGCCGGCCAGAUUGCUGAACGAACAAAAAAAUAAAAACAAGAAAAUUCAUAGUGUUAAUUCAGUUGAGUUGUUCGCCCAACCACAGUAUCGCAGUGCACAGUACAUCACCACAAUGGCCAAGGACCAGGAAGGACACACUUGUCAACCAUCCGCCCCGGAGUCCACGGAGGAUCAGAAACGGGAGCAGCGUGCUCGUCUUAUCAAGGCAUUGAGCCGCUUCAAGCCACGCGAUGCGAGUCCGCUGCAGUUCUACAACUGUGUCCGCGAACUGUGCAUCAUGCACAAUUGCAGCAUCGAUGAGGGGCUCGAACGAGCGGCGUUAACUUGGCCAGGACUUAGUAUGCGCCAGCGGGAGCUAUACGAUUCGCAACGUCAUGCAGAACUGCCUAUUCCCGUGCCACGUCACCUCAUCUACCGCGCCUUCCAGAAGGAGAGCAAGGGUCUCUGGUCCCUGGGCCGCUCCUCGGUGGGUGGCGGCAAGCAGAGCACCCGCUAUACCCUGGAAUCCUACAAGCCGCCACCCAAGCCGUCACGCCUCAGAAGGCAGCUGAAUGAACGGCGCCCCAAGUACGAUAAUCUAUUGGAUUUGCCACCGAAAGUGGCAGCUAUGCGCGUGCCGCCGGAGCCGAAUCGCAAAUUUUCCAGGGUAUCACCAGCUUCCGGUCGCCGGAUACGAAAUUUUACGCCACCGGCCGUUAGGCGUGUCCGAUCCAUCCGGCAAAUUCUAUCGAUGGCCAGUGUGGAUAUGAAGAAGAGCGCACGGAUGCGCAAUCCGGGCAAAUGCAAUCGAAACAAGAAAACUGAUGCCACGGAAACCGCGGGCAAAUUGCAACCGGAUAAACUGGCAUCUGGCGUUAAUAAGCUGUCGAAGAAGAAGGCGAUCAAACGCAAGGGUGUCGCAUCCAAGGCAAAGCGAUUGGCCAAGGCUGAGGAUCUGCAGACGUCGCACAACUGGGAUGAGGCCAUCGGAUGCGUUCGUCGGCGUCUCAUGAUGCACAAGCCUUUGAAGUCCAGAUCCUAACUAAAUCUAUAUACCAUUUAUAUAGCCCAUAGAAAUGGUGUCAGUAAGUGUAGAUUUUACUUGUUAAAGGAUUACUUCAUUGUCCUCAAUGAAAAUCGCUUUCAGAACAAAAGAAGUUAAAUUAAAAGUA
This is a messenger RNA of Drosophila santomea, 1255 nucleotides long. RefSeq lists its product as uncharacterized. The transcript is spliced from 2 exons. NCBI's taxonomy places the organism in Eukaryota, Metazoa, Arthropoda, Insecta, Diptera, Drosophilidae. The coding region runs from base 217 to 1125 and encodes 302 amino acids. The record is from RefSeq and is a predicted model, not a curated record.